AUGGUAGCUGGAGACAAGAAAAAGGUGAUGAGCAUGGUCUAUUACGACCUGAUGGACAUUAAAUCGGAUGCUACACCUGAAGAAAUAAAAAAGGCCUAUCGUCGGAAAGCACUUCAGCUACAUCCAGACAAACGUGGCAACACUCCCGAGUCCCAGGAAGAAUUUACACGCAUGAAACAGGCGUACGACGUCCUGUCGGACCCGCAGAAGCGCGAAGUCUAUGACCGAGUCGGUGAAGAUGGGAUCAAACUUAUGGAAGAUUAUGGCAACAUGAGUCCGGAACAAAUGUCCGUCUUACUCUUUCGUUCUAUGGGCGCGCUUGGCGCCAGGGGCAAAUGUUUCCUCAUUUUCUUGGUGUUGCUACUCUUUGCUUUCUUCCUGCUCAUUCCAAUUUUCUGGUGUCUAAGAGCGGACUCGACGAUCUCUUGGAAUUGGGCGGUGGUCUGUAUCCCACUAUGGAUCGUGGAUGGUAUUUAUUACUGCUGCUUGGGCUGCGUGUACGCAUCCCCGAACGCCGCAGCGGAUCAAGAAGAAAAGACACACGAGAAACCAGUGCUCUACAAGCUCUAUGCGUUCCUCAAGGCGCUGCUGCUAUUGGUGCUGCAGGUUUUUCUGGCCUUGAAACUCAACGGAGAUAUUAGGUGGACUCUGAUUGAGGUGCUGAUUCCGUACUUUAUUUACGAAGGUCUGAAUCUGCUGGAAGGACUUGCUGGGGGAGUGUUGGGAUACAACAUGCUCACAAAGAACAGCGAAGGAGCUGGUGUCACACACACCGAGGACAUAAAGAAACAGCGAACUGGUCUGGUUGUCGCUGUGACUAGAAAAUUGGUUUUGAACGUCGCUCGGAUCGCUCAGGCAGUGCUAUUGGGACUCAAGGUGGACGGAAAUCUAGGUGACGCCAGUUGGUGGCUUGUUUUCAUCCCCGUGUGGCUCUACGUCGCAUUCUUUGUCUCGUUCCCCGUUCGGAAGUAUUUCCGUGCCAAGGCGAAGGCAAACAAGCCUGAGUCUUCUUCGUCGAAAGAGCAGCACACACAUGACGCCUACACGCGCGAGUCAGUAAUCGAUGACGAGGCUGUGUCCAAAUUUCCGCUGUGUGAUGCACUCUGUACGAUCGUCGUCAUUUGCGCGCUCAUGUCUCCAUUUUUUAUUCUAUCGGCAAGACUGCAAGACGGCUCGUUUUCCAGUAUCUACGUGUUGUUGCCUUGGCUUAUUGUGGUCGGACUCGUGUUUUGCUUUAUUUGCUGUGCGAUUUCUUGCGUCGGCUUCCGCGACCCUGAGGAUGGUGGAGCACCCGAGCAAGCUUCAGCGGAAAGCGUCAGAAACGCACCAACGGGUGAGGAAGGUGCGACUGCACGUGCAGAUUACGUAUCUGUCGAUAUGGAUUGA
This is a messenger RNA of Peronospora farinosa, 1386 nucleotides long. The record is from the annotation of a GenBank genome assembly. NCBI's taxonomy places the organism in Eukaryota, Oomycota, Peronosporomycetes, Peronosporales, Peronosporaceae.